Molecule: messenger RNA, 1681 nt
Organism: Candoia aspera
Lineage: Eukaryota; Metazoa; Chordata; Lepidosauria; Squamata; Candoiidae
Gene: STARD5
Product: StAR related lipid transfer domain containing 5
Exons: 6
Coding region: 44-676 (210 amino acids)
Biological process (GO): cholesterol import
Molecular function (GO): cholesterol binding; cholesterol transfer activity
Source: RefSeq, a predicted model, not a curated record
UUCCUAGUCCGGAGGGAGCGCGCCGCCGCCGCCGCCGCUCGCCAUGGAGUAUCAGGAGGCUGCUCAGUGGGCCGCCCUACACUUGGAGAGCUAUCGGAAGGACCCCAGCGGCUGGAGCAGCUGUAAGCAAACGAAUAAAGUUUCAAUAUCUUGGAGACCUUCAACUAUAUUUCGUGGAAACCUUUACAAAGCAGAAGGAAUUUUACCUGCAAAACCAGAGGCUGUGUUUAAAUGUAUAAAGCCAGAGACUGGUGGACUUCGAGAAAAAUGGGAUGAAAAUGUGAAGGAGAUAGUAGUUGUGGAAUCCAUAAACAAAACUGUUUGUGUAAUAAGAACAACUACCCCAUCAGCUUUUAUGAAGAUCAUCUCUCCAAGAGAGUUCUUAGAUGUGGUCCUGAUUAAACAGGAUGAGGAUGGCAUGAAAAUGACUGCUGCAACCAACGUAGAGCAUCCCCUCAGUCCGCCUCAGCCAAAUUAUGUGAGAGGCUUUAAUUUUCCCUGUGGCUGCUUCUGCAUUCCUGUUCCAGGGGAUCCAAAUAAGACCCAGCUGAUCAGUUUCUUUCAGACCGAUCUAAGUGGCAACCUUCCACAGAAAGUCGUUGAAUCUUUCUUUCCAAGCAGUAUAACAGGGUUUUACAGCAAUCUGGCAAAUGCAGCAGUAAUAUUAGUAGCUUAAGGUGUUCCCCAUUCCCCCCACCUCUAGUCUCAAAGGGAAAACAUAGCUGGGCUAUAUAUUAAUAAUCCUGAGUUUGCACUUUGCAAAGGCACAAGUGGUUCCUGGGGCUGAAUGCAGAACUGUGGUCUAAUCAAAAAGAUACACACAAAUUUCUCCCUUAAUUUAGAUGGAGAACACAUGAGCCCAUGUCUGGAAUUAAGUAGCGUUUCAUUCAUACUGUGGUUUGACCUUGCUAAGGACUCUGAAAAGAAAUGAGUCUCUCCAGGUUCUGGUUCGUAAGAGGCUUUCCAACAUAAUGACAUCUCAAAAGGAAAGGGUUGGACAGUAAUUCACUGUUCUACACUUUCUCUGUAAAUCAGAAAAACUAGUAAGAAAAUCUGGUGCUCUGUAUGGAUGAAUUUGCCAAAUUCCAUUCCUUGCUUUGUUUUUCACAGUGAUGACAUCACUUAGACCUCCUGAGUUUAGCUCUCCACCCAGGUACCUACCAAAGUUCUUUUCAUGUGGUCUAGUUGUUUGAGGCCAACAAGGCACUUCCUGCUGAAGUGAAAAAGACUCUGAAGAAACCACAUUUGUUUUUCAGUUAUUCUCCUGCCAUACCACCUAAAUAAUAAAUCUCUGCCUGCAUAAAGCCAGCAUGGCAGGGGAAAAAAAUCCUAACCCACUUGCUAGCCUUCUGUAUGAAGAGAUAUUUAUACAGAGAAACCUUCAAGUAUAUGAAACUCUUAAGCAUCGGAAAAAAUGUGGUUAUAGUAAGUUUUUGGUUGACAGCUGUUAGAGAAAAUGUUUAACCAGAGACUCAGACAACCAUCUGUCAGUUUUGCACUGUAGAUCCUGUGUAGAGAAAAGGACCUCUGAAAACACCUCCCCGUUCCAGGAUUCUGCCCUCCUAUACUCUCCCUAGAGCAUCACAUGACCACUGAUCUCAGGCAAUAACAUUUUCUAAAUCUUAGGAGGUUUUUCAAAUGUGCUGUUAUACAUUAGAAAUAAAAAAGAAGGUGCUCUGAA